Mustela erminea (ermine) is the source of this 2407-nucleotide messenger RNA. It is a transcript of the gene GAL3ST4, whose product is annotated as galactose-3-O-sulfotransferase 4. The transcript has 4 exons. Bases 359 to 2023 code for a protein of 554 amino acids. Gene Ontology annotation, cellular component: membrane. Gene Ontology annotation, biological process: glycolipid biosynthetic process. The record is from RefSeq and is a predicted model, not a curated record. Gene Ontology annotation, molecular function: galactosylceramide sulfotransferase activity. NCBI's taxonomy places the organism in Eukaryota, Metazoa, Chordata, Mammalia, Carnivora, Mustelidae.
GCAAGUUGUCUACCCUCUGGGUCUGAGCCCCUUCAUCUGUAAAGUGGGGAGAAUUGUGGGGACCGGCAAAAUUCUUUCUGAAUCUGAGGUGCCAUUAAUAUGACCACACCGCUGCCUCCUGCCUGCUGGGUGGGGGGGCCCCUGUUCUCGUGUGUCAGCUGGGGGCUACCUUGUCAUGUUUUUGACAAUGUCUGCUUUCAACUCCUCUGUUAUUUUGUCUUUCUUUCUUUCUGUUGCCUCAAUGAGUCUUUUGUUCUGCCGAAAGCUAAGCGGAAAAGGUAUAAUUGAUUCCUAAGUGUGAAAGGAGGGUAGAAGUGCUGUCUUCCAAGGGCGGGCUCGAUGCCCUGACGGAGGAAAGAUGCCGGGAGGGAGAGACCCAGAGACGAGAUUAAAGCCCAAGCAGCUGCAGGGACUGGCGGGACAAAGGGAGGGAGGGGGAGGAGCCUGGGCGUGGAGCAAGUUUAUGGGGAAAGUUGAGCACCGCGCCGGAGCCGGGCGGUGGCUGGGGCAGGCAGGAGGGCCAGAUCCAGAUUUCCCUGCUGCUCUUCAGGUAGCCUGGACCAUGCGCCUCUGGGGGCCUCGGAGCCUGGGGGUGGCUCUGGGAGUCUUCAUGACCAUCGGAUUUGCCCUCCAGCUCUGGGGGGGCCCCUUCCAGAGGAGGCUACCAGGCCUGCAGUUCCGACAGUCCUUGGCCCCAUCCCCGGGAUCGGGAUCGGCUGUUUCAUCCUGCCUGCCCCGGCAGCGACUUGUGUUCCUGAAGACGCAUAAAUCUGGGAGCAGCUCUGUGCUGAACCUGCUUCAUCGCUACGGGGACCGACACGGACUGCGCUUCGCCCUCCCUGCCCGCUACCAGUUCGGCUACCCGAGGCUUUUCCAGGCUUCUCGGGUCAAAGGCUACCACCCUGAGGGGGGAGGCGCCAAGCCCCUUUUCCACAUCCUUUGUCAUCACAUGAGGUUCAACCUGAAAGAGGUCCUUCGGGUCAUGCCUUCUGACAGCUUCUUCUUUUCCAUUGUCCGAGACCCAGCAGCUCUGGCCCGCUCUGCUUUCUCCUACUAUAAAUCCACUUCAUCGGCCUUCCGCAAGGCACCAUCUUUGGCCGCCUUCCUGGCCAAUCCUCGAGCCUUCUACCGACCUGGGGCCCGUGGGGACCACUAUGCCCGCAACUUGCUCUGGUUUGACUUUGGACUCCCCUUCCCCCCCGAGGUAAAGACCGAGAGAGGGAAUCCUCGUGCACCUAGAGACCCCAACCUCCCACAGCUGAAUGUUUUGCCUUCUGGCACUGGGCCCCGAGCCCACCACCCUCUGGAUCCCAAAGCUGUCUUCCAUCCUGCUCCCACAGUGGCCGGUGGUCACGGCCAGACAUCCAGCCCUGCCUCUUUAGAUUUGAGAUCUUCAUCCUUGCUCCAGUGGAGUCUGGCCUGGCUGGACUCUGUCUUUGAUCUGGUCUUGGUGGCCGAGUACUUUGAUGAGUCGUUGGUUCUGCUGGCAGAUGCCCUGUGCUGGGGUCUGGAUGACGUGGUGGGCUUCAUGCACAACGCACAGGCUGGAGGUGAGCAGGGCAGAGGCGCUGUUAGCAAUGGUGGACUGACCGCUGAGGAUAGGCAGCUGACUGCACGGGCCCGAGCCUGGAACCACUUGGACUGGGCUCUCUAUGCUCACUUCAACCACAGCCUGUGGGCACGGAUAAAUCAAUAUGGCCAGAGCCGGCUGGAGAGUGCUGUGGCAGAGCUCCGGGCUCGCCGAGAGGCCCUGGCUAAACAUUGUCUAGAGGGGGGCGAGGCUUUAGACCCCAAAUAUAUCACUGACCGACGGUUCCGUCCUUUCCAGUUUGGGUCAGGUAAGGUUUUAGGCUAUGUACUUCGGAGUGGACUCAGCGCUGCAGACCAGGAGGAGUGUGAGCGCCUGGCUACCCCUGAGCUACAGUACAAGGACAAGCUAGAUGCCAAGCAGUUUCCCCCAACAGUCUCUCUGCCCCUUAAAACUCCAAGGAUACUCUCCCCCCAGGCAUCAGACCAGUCUUAGGCUGAUGAGCUGUGAAGCCACGAGGGCACACAUAAUUGAAUAUGGGGCAGCCAGAUGCCAUUUCUGCUCCCCCCUGAAAGCACGUUAGUGCCCUAGAGGUUGAAUGAAACCUUGCACGGACCGGGGCACCAAGUCUUCCAGCCUGUGCCAAGGCAUUCAGGCAUUCAGCCCCUUGCAAUACUCCCUCCCUGCCCGUUUUGUCCCUUCCCUUUUCCAACCCCCUGGCAGGUCCUGAGCGCACUCUCAAAGAUCCUCCGGAGGAGCAAAUCAUGGAGUAAGCCAGGAAAAAAAAAUGCAUCCAUUUUUCUAUGAGUUAUUUGGUUCUGGACUAUGCUCAUUUCACUGUGAUAUAUGUUUGUUGAAUGAAUAAAUAAUUUGAGCCUC